AUGGGCUCCCGACUAGAAAAGAACUCGGCGCUGGUCCGCAAGCGCAUCGAGGGCCACACCUUCAGCGACGAGCAGGGCGAGGAAUAUGAGGCCUCCAAGUUUGGCGGGUUCGCCGACUACAUGCGGAGGAAGAAGAUCAAACUCCAGAACCUCGAUGUCGAAAUCCGCGCCAAUUCCUCCGACAAGCCGCCCAUCUUCCGUGGCGUCGUCGUCCAUGUCAAUGGCUACACACAACCUUCGUUAAGCGAUCUCCACACCCUCGUUGUUUCUCAUGGCGGCGGCUUUCUCCAGUACCUUGACGGCAAGACUGCCGUCACCCACGUCAUUGCAAGCCAUCUGACUCCUAAGAAGACGGUCGAGUUUGCACGCUACCGCAUUGUAAAGCCGGCUUGGGUGGUGGAUAGUGUCAAGGCGGGAAAACUGAUGCCCUGGGAUGCCUACAGGUUGGUUGACGAGGGUGUCACCCAGAAAGUGUUGAGUUUUGAGGGUGGUCAAAUUGUCAGUCAGGUCAAUACUCAGCAGAGCAGAUACAAAGACCAGACCGAGGGAAGUUCGUUUCUUUCUCAAUUGCCCCGAGGGGGACAGAGUCCUAGUCGAAACAAUGAAGAUGCUACACAAGUUCAGCAGACAGAUGACCCGGCCCCAGACGAGGAAGCCGAUGCUGCGAUGCUUCUGGGUGAAAAUGGACCGGGGAUGGACGAUGUCGUUCAAUCACCUGCAACUGCUGGAGCGACAAUCAGCAUUGAUGGUGAGCAUGCGAUUUCCGCAAGUGACGGGCCUGACCUGGAACACAAAUCACCCGAUCGAGGUCAAACAGCAGACGCCUUACUGAGUGACCCUCCAAAGCCCGAAAAGCGCCAAUUGACGGCUGAAGAGCACAACGCCAUUCUCCUUUCCAAUCCCCACAUGGCCAAAUCGAGUACCGCAAAUCCCGACUUCAUCAACCAGUACUAUCGCGAGUCCAGGUUGCAUCACCUAUCUACCUGGAAAGCGGAUCUGAAAGCACAGUUGCAGGCCCGCACCCAGGAGAAGCUGUCUUCGCAGAAAAGCAGACCCCGAAGAGCCCCAGGGGCAAGAAGGUACAUCAUGCAUGUCGACUUUGACAGCUUCUUUGCUGCAGUGUCUUUGCGUAAACACCCUCAUUUGGUCGACAAACCCGUGGUGAUUGCGCACGGAAGCGGACCAGGGUCCGAGAUUGCGAGUUGCAACUAUCCUGCCAGAAAAUACGGCAUCAAGAACGGCAUGUGGAUGAAAUCCGCGCUGGGUAUGUGCCCUGAUGUCAAAGUCUUGCCCUAUGACUUCAAGGCAUACGAAGAAGCAAGCCGUCACUUUUACGAUUCCAUUCUUGAGAUAGAUGGUGUGGUUCAGAGUAUAAGUAUAGACGAGGCUUUGCUGGACGUCAGCGAGCAGUGCAUCCAGGCCGGCGGAUCAGAUGGAAGAGCUCUCUCGGAAGGUUCAAUAUACCGCGAACAAGAAGCUGCCCAGCGUCUGGCGCAAGAUUUACGUGCCUCGGUGAAACAAAAGACAGGCUGUGACGUCUCGGUGGGCAUUGGAGGCAAUAUACUGCUGGCCAAGGUUGCUCUGCGAAAGGCCAAACCUGCCGGGCAACACCUGAUCAAGCCAGAAGAAGUUCUGGACUUUAUUGGCGAAUUGACAGUUACGGAUCUGCCCGGUGUUGCUUGGAGUAUUGGGAAUAAGCUGGAAGAAAUCGGAAUCAAGUUCGUCAAGGAUAUUAGAGCCUGCACCAAAGAGAGGCUCAUCACAACCUUGGGUCCCAAGACUGGCGAGAAGAUAUGGGACUAUUCCCGUGGUAUUGACAGACAGGAAGUGGGUGACCAGGUCGUUCGAAAGUCGGUGUCCGCCGAAAUCAACUGGGGAAUCCGGUUCAUCAAUCAACAACAGGCAGAAGAAUUUGUUCAGAGCCUCUGCGAGGAGUUGUCACGGCGGCUUCUCGAGCAAUUGGUCAAAGGGAGACAACUGACCAUGAAGAUCAUGCGCAAAGCUGCAGAUGCUGGUCUCGAUCCUCCCAAGAAUCUGGGUCAUGGCAAGUGUGAUACUUUUAACAAGAGUGUUGUACUUGGCGUUGCCACGAACGAUGCCGCUAUUUUGGGAAAGGAAGCCAUCUCCAUUCUGCGUGGUUAUGGCUUCCCCCCUGGAGAGCUGCGAGGCCUGGGCGUACAAAUGCAGAAACUGGAGCCUCUGAAGCCGACUGCUGCCAGCAUAGGCAAGUUUAUGGAUGGGAGCCAGCGAAGGCUGCAAUUCAAGAAGCCCAUCACUCAAGCAUCAACAUCCCCUAGCCUGGCUGAACAGGAAAGACAAAGCCCACUCCCCAGACGGACGCCGACGUCCAAUGCAGCGGAUGAUCCUAUCGAAGAAGUGCCAACUCCCGAGAAGCCGAAAGCGAGUGAAGUCAUUGCUGGGGCUGUUGAACCGGUCAUCCUAGCCGGCGAAGAGCCAUCCACCCGGAGGCUUCUGAAUAUCAGCGGUACACAGUUCAUGCUUCCGUCUCAGAUUGAUCCAAGCGUUUUGGCAGAGCUACCAGCGGAUAUCAGAAACAAACUUGCGCCCAAACAAAAGAGUAUUUUGGACAUCAUGAGCACCUCUGCUCGUGCAGUGUCCCCGUCACAUGAGCCUCUUUCGCGCUCCGUCUCGCCUUUCGUGAGCGACAACGAAGCUGCGUUACCCAGCCAGAGCCAACUUGAUCCCGAAACACUUGCAGCACUCCCGCCAGAUGUCAGGGACGAAGUGCUCGCCCAGUACAAGCAUCGGGACAAAAGAGAAAGGCUCCCAGCGCUCCAGAGUGUGCUGCCUCAAUCGCCUCACAAAUCUCGGGUUUUGGGCCCAGCGAAGAAGCUAGUUGUGACCCCAACCAAAAAGCAGAAGACAACAUCAUUGUCCGGCAAGCCUGGGUCGAAGCGAGGUGGCGAUUCUUCUGCGACUCUCACACAGUCUAAUUUCGUGUCCAUGCCCAAGACGAACUUGGAUCGACCACCCACGGAUUCCCACAUCUCUGAAGAAAUUUCUGAGGCUUUUCUGAACGAGCUGCCCGAGGAUAUUCGGCUGGAAAUUCUGGCAGAACAGAAGAGAAACCGCAUGAAAUCCAGAUCUGGUCUGAACUUCGACAUUAAUCGGAAAAAGGCCAAAGCUACCACUCAAGCAGAAGCUACAGCACGCGGGCAACAGAAGCUCCAAGUAGCAAAUAAGCCAGAUAAGCCAACAUUUACUUCUCAGAAGCUGAGUUCUCUGCCAGAGUUGCGGGAUGCCAUCUCGGCUUGGGUUCGAGAGCUUUCCGUUGAUGGCGAAGAACCUGAUAUGGAGGAUGUGACUGCACUCUCUGAAUACCUGAGCAAGGUCGUCUCUGUUGAGCGGGACAUGGCGAAGGCUGUCGCUGUGGUCAACUGGCUUGGUUUAGUGAUAGAGUACGAGAACUUUGGCAGUGACGGAAUACGUGGUUCGUGGGAGAAAGCGCUGGCUGUCCUGAAGAGAGACGUGCAGCAAGCGGUCAUGGAUAGAGGCCUGCCUGCGGUGGUAUUUGAAUAUUAA
Messenger RNA from Fonsecaea multimorphosa CBS 102226, 3543 nucleotides. RefSeq lists its product as uncharacterized. The transcript has a single exon. Gene Ontology annotation, cellular component: nucleus. NCBI's taxonomy places the organism in Eukaryota, Fungi, Ascomycota, Eurotiomycetes, Chaetothyriales, Herpotrichiellaceae. Gene Ontology annotation, molecular function: damaged DNA binding; deoxycytidyl transferase activity; DNA-directed DNA polymerase activity. The record is from RefSeq and is a predicted model, not a curated record. Gene Ontology annotation, biological process: error-free translesion synthesis; error-prone translesion synthesis. The coding region runs from base 1 to 3543 and encodes 1180 amino acids.